AUGCGUCUCUACAGCAUCAUAACAAGCCUAAUGGCAACCACAUCCGCCCUCACUCUCAAAUCCACCAAACACUGGACAAUCGGCACCGACAUCCAAGGUUCCGAACGUCUCAACGGCGUAAGCUAUCAAGAAGACGCGCUCAUCACAUACGGCGACUACCAAUAUGUCACUUUCUACGAAACUGCCCCAGCAGGGUAUCUCAACCAUUUCGUGCGGUUAGGUAGAAGGAAGAUCGCGCCCAGUGUCGCGGACUGGGAGUAUCUCACUUUUGAGGACUAUACGCAAAAGACUAUGGAUGGUCAUAACAUGAUUUCCAUGGGAAUUUCGGGGGAUGGGAAGAUUCAUCUCAGUUUUGAUCACCAUAAGGAUGUACCAAUCAAUUACCGUGUUUCGAAAGAGGGAAUUGCGAAGGAAGUCCCUUCUAAGUGGUCUGCGGAGCUGUUUGGGCCGGUUGUUCAUUCUCUGGACGGAUCUGAGGGACCAUACUCGCCUUUAACGUACCCUCGUUUCGAGCCUCUUCCCAACGGCGAUAUGCUUCUUGAGUUCCGCAUUGGACAAUCUGGAUCUGGAGAUAGCUACAUCCACCGCUACAGCUCUUCCACAGGCAAAUGGACAGCCCAGGGCAUGUACAUCCAAGGCGACGAUAACAAUGCCUACAUCAACGGACUAGACUACCUCGACGGAAAGCUUUACACAUCCUGGACCGUUCGAGAAACGCCAGAUGCUGAUACUAACCACGGCGUCUACUUUGCGUACUCCAACGACGACGGGAAGACGUGGUUCAACACCAAUGAUACGAAGCUGAGCAAGCCUAUCUCGACUUCUGACGAGAGCACUUUAGUGUGGGAUAUACCGCAGGAUAGUCGUAUGGUCAACCAGGAGGGACAGUAUAUCGAUACAAAGGGACGUUUCCAUGUCUUGAUGAGGGAUGUGUUGUCUGGGAAGCACCUUUACCAGCACUAUCUCCGAGACACCAGUGGAAAAUGGACGAAGAACACCAUCAAUCCCGCCGGUCUCAACGGUCCUGACUUAUACGAUCCUCGAGGCAAGUUCGCUGGAGAUGCGUCAGGCGAAUACUUGUUCGGUCUUCUUCCGGACCCCGUGAAGCAGGCAACAGGAAUUUACGUCGCCACAGCCUCCAAGGGCUUCAAGGACUGGACGGCGCUUGCUGAGAUCCCCAACACUUCGACAGAGCCGUUGUUCGACAAGACACGGCUGCAUGAGUUUGGUGUGCUGAGUGUGUUUGUGAGACAGGCUGGUGGAUUCCCGGAUAGAAAGCUCCAGGUCUGGGACUUUGAGCUGGACCUGUAG
Fusarium coffeatum is the source of this 1311-nucleotide messenger RNA. RefSeq lists its product as uncharacterized. The transcript has 4 exons. The coding region runs from base 1 to 1311 and encodes 436 amino acids. The record is from RefSeq and is a predicted model, not a curated record. Lineage: Eukaryota; Fungi; Ascomycota; Sordariomycetes; Hypocreales; Nectriaceae.